AGGAUAGCUAAAUUGUUAACAUUGCUGGACCUGGGAAAUGGGUUCAUGUAACAUUCUGUGAUUUUUAAGACCACUAUUGUAUAGAGGGAGUAUUUAUCUAGGACUCUGCCCUCCCUGCCUCUAGGUUAUGGCUUAGUUAUUGUGAAAGUGAGGAGGGAAGGAGGCUGGCCCCUGAGGGGAUGGGGUGGAAGGAGGUGGCCUGGAGUAAUGCAGAGCAGAAGGGUCUUUGGGGAAUUUAUUCAAAGGAGGGAGAAACUGAUUUGGGGUUAGACAUCUGGAUUCCAGCCCUGGCUGUGCCAAUUACACUUGUGCCUGUAUAGUAUAGUAGGACAAGCUGGCCUGGGCCUCGAAUUCUUCAUCUGUAAAAUGAGGAUUAGAUCAGAUCUUCCAGUUACAUAUUUAUGAUCCUAUCACUGAUUGGAAGGAGCAGCUGACUAAGGUGAAAAAAGCCCUAUCAACAACCUACAUCCCGACCAGUGGGAGGGUUGUCCGGGCAUUCCUGGUGCUAGGUCUGGGGUCUCGGCCAUGCCUCAGCUCCAACUCUGGAGGGCGCCGCUGGCCUCGGGACAGACUCCGGGAAGCGGCGCUCUAGCUACCUUCUCUCUGUGGUCAAACAUGGUGGCUAGCUGAAGGCGGCCGGUCCCGUGCUACGCCUGCAGGACCCCAGAGCCCGCUCGCCAUGGCCCGCCUUCCGCAGCUGGCAGUCUUCGACCUGGAUUACACUCUCUGGCCCUUCUGGGUUGACACACAUGUGGAACCCCCAUUCCACAGGAACAGGGACGGAAGUGUGCGGGACAGCAAUGGGAAGAUUGUUAGACUGUACCCAGAAGUGCCCGACGUGCUGGAACGUCUCCGUGGCCUGGGGGUGACCAUCGCUGCUGCCUCCCGGACCGGUGAGAUUCAAGGAGCCAAUCAGCUCUUGGAGCUUUUUGACCUCACUAAAUAUUUUGCACACAAGGAAAUUUAUCCAGGCUGCAAAGUCACACACUUUGAGAGAUUGCAGCAGAAGACUGGUAUCCCCUAUUCCGAAAUGAUCUUCUUCGAUGACGAGAAGCGGAACAUCGUAGAUGUCAGCAAACUGGGUGUCACCUGUAUUCAUGUCCAGAGUGCAAUGAGUCUGCACACUCUGACUAAAGGCCUAGAAACAUUUGCAAAGUCCUGAGAUGAACUCUCAGAUGCAGCCCUGCAAAUGGGAUCCCUGGCUCUCUACCCCAGCAGGAAGAGAACAAGAAUGAGGAAUGCAUUUUCAGGUCAUCUGUGAAUUGUAAAACACAUUUGUAUGUGAGCAUACAAGACCCUUCAUUUGGUCUAAGUCCUUUUUGUGCUCCUGUGUAUGGGCCGAGACUGCCCAGGACUGAUUCAGAGCUUUGCUUCUCAGUGCAGUCUGUUUCUUGAUGUGUCAUCACAAGACCCCUGACUCGUGGCAAAUAAAGCUUCCUAUGACAUA
This is a messenger RNA of Dromiciops gliroides (monito del monte), 1447 nucleotides long. RefSeq names its product magnesium-dependent phosphatase 1-like. The record is from RefSeq and is a predicted model, not a curated record. Gene Ontology annotation, molecular function: acid phosphatase activity. The transcript is spliced from 6 exons. NCBI's taxonomy places the organism in Eukaryota, Metazoa, Chordata, Mammalia, Microbiotheria, Microbiotheriidae. The coding region runs from base 680 to 1162 and encodes 160 amino acids.